This is a messenger RNA of Rangifer tarandus platyrhynchus (Svalbard reindeer), 309 nucleotides long. Lineage: Eukaryota; Metazoa; Chordata; Mammalia; Artiodactyla; Cervidae. The record is from the annotation of a GenBank genome assembly.
AUGACUGGGUGGGGUCCUAGGAGGUCAACCUGCCUUGACCUGCCUAGGAAUCUGGUCCCUGGGAGGUUGUCAUGCCUCAGCCUGCUUGGGGAUCCACCAGCUUGGGAUCCCAGGAGGUCGACCUGCCUUGACCUGCCUAGGGAUUUGGCCCUUGGAAGGUUGUCAAGCCUCCACCUGCUCUGGAAUCUGCCAGUCUCUGGGUCCCAGGAGGUUGGCCUGCCUCAUCCUGCCAAGGGACCCAAUUCUCAGGAGAUUAAUAUGCCUCAACCUGUCCAGGGAUUCGAUCUCCAGGAGGUUGUCGUGCCCUAA